AUGCGGAUGUUAAAACAACACAUAAAUUGCCAAAUCCAGUGGAAGCGGCUAAUUUGGAAAAUAAAAGACACAAAUGGAAAUCGAAUAGGUGUCAAUUAUGCAAACGUGUCGUCAACAUGCAAAAUUGUUAAAGGUGAAGUGGAAGGAACUGCAGGGUCAGACGACGAGCAGGAUGGUCAACAUGAAUUCAAAGUAGAAGAUUCAAGUGGUGGAAGAGGAACAUUAUCCAUAGUCAGACACAAUAACAACAAUAAGAACUUUCAUAGCAAGUUCAAAAGGAACAUGUUGACAAAACUGCCAUAUUUGUCAAAAGAUGUUUCUCUUGAAAAAUGUGAAAUUAUAAGCAAGGAAGUAGAUCCUGUUAAAAAGAAAAUAGAACUACUCAUACGAAAGAACAUGUUAGGGAAUCUAAACGAAACGGUGUUUCAAAUUCUGUCAGUUAUAAAUGAACAUCCGAGAAAUAAAAAUGUGUACAUAAAUAAAAACCUUUUAAUUUCUUUUCAUAGUUUGCUAAUAAAAAAGAAAUAUUAUCUUAACAUUUUCAAGAACAACAUAUGCGACAAUUUUUACAUGAACAUAUUUGAUUACAUCCACCACAAUAUCAACUUGCAUCUAAGACACUACAACUUGAAAAAUGUGAGUGAGUUCCUCCCAGAUAUUUCAAAAUAUAUGCACAAAAUUGAUCCAAGUAAAAACACGAAAGAAUUAGUGACUAAUAUUUUUUAUUUCCAUUUUUUUGUCUAUUUUAAUAAAUUUUACUACUAUCGAAAAAGGAGAAAUGACAUUCGGACAGGUGACCAUUACAGCAAUGAAUGCAGAUCAAAUUAUUACAUCUCUAAGGAUGAGGAGGUGGAAUAUGGACACAGAAAAAAAGAUACAAAUAAUUACAAACAAUGUAAUAGUUUAUCAGAUUAUAUGUAUGAUGAAAUUCAGAAAGAUCGGGAAAAGUGCAAAUGGAAGGAAGAAAUCUCUAAAAGAAGAGGACUCAUAUUUGGUGGAGACAUUCCAAAUGGAGUUAUGGAUAACCGAAUAAUCACAAAUGAAAAAGAAGUGGAAUUUCCACAAAAAGUAAAUAAGCAACAAUUUGACAAUGUUCAGAAGGAUGAAAUAAUUUUUUACCAAUUGAAUAGAUAUGUUGUUUUCUUAAGUAACCACACUGCAUAUGCUAACGAAAAGAUUCUGCAUAACAUUUCAACACUAGCUAAAAAAGUCAUAGAAAUAGGAAUAAAUGACAAAUUAGCACUUUCAUUUCUAUCAUCAAGCAUGAGCAUUUUUAAUAAGCUGAGAGGAAAAUACAAGCUGAACAUUUUGAUUUAUAAAAAAGUGAACUAUGAAAUACUGCACUUUAUUUUAAAAAAAUGGGGCACAAAAUUUGGAAAAUUGGUAGAGAAUAAAGCAACUCCCGUAGUUGGAAAUUUUCUACAUUCACAAGGAAGUAAUAAAAAUGAUUCCCUUUUUCAGGAGGAACAUUCAAUCGAAGCAGCUUCCAUCAUUCCCUUCGCUUUUGAGAAAAAAUCGAAAAAUAAUAACAACUCAAGUGAAGCACCAAAAAUGUGGGAAUACUCGCACAUAAUUCAUGUCAUAAACAUUUUGAAAGUGAAGAAUUUACUGUAUUCCCAAAUUUCCUUUUCAGUGGAAGUGGAGGAGCAUCUGAUAAGUCUCUUCAAUGCUAUUAUGAACCUCUUUCAGGAUCGCUUUUUUUCAUGCAUGAUGGAAGGACAAGAAUCUUUUUCUCAAUGGAAUGGUGCACGUACUCAAAAUGAGCUUAACAGUGUUAUUUUAAUAUACGUAAAUUUGUCAAUCCUAUUGAAUGAAUUAAAAAAUGGGGAUAAGCUUCUUUUACACAUUUUACCAAUUUUGAACAAAUGUCAUUGGAUCGUACACACAUACUAUUAUAUGCUCCACGAGAAUAUGAUAAUCAACAUUGUGAGAGGAAUUUACCAUGAAUUAUUAGCAUACUCAUACCUGAAGCCAUUUAAAAGUUAUUUCUAUCAAAUGGAAGAAGAAGAAGAAGAAGAAGAAGAAGAGCCCAUCAGUUUUGUAAGCCCCUUAGACAAAAUUCAACCACAUCGAGCAGAUAAAUGUAGAGGUGAAGAAUUACUAGUUCUGAAAAAAUUGCUACAUCUGGCAAAGGACAUAUCAAACUCUUUCAUCUUCCCCAUCAGAGAUGAGAGGAAACCAAACAUGAAUAAACUAAUAACAGUAGUACAUUACUUGCAUAAAAUAAAUAAGAUUUUCAUUACGUUCAAUACCAAUGAUAUGCUAAAAAUGUGCAUUUUAAACUUUUUAAAAGAAAUUGAGAAAAGAGUAAACAACGAAGAAGGGGAAUUGUCAAACCAUAACAUCUUAAUAUUUCUCAACAUAUAUUUAUCACAUCGAAGUGAAAAAUUAAAUAUAUCUUUACUGCACGCUUGCUUCAACUAUUUGAAUACAAAUGAUUCCAAUUUGUUUGAACAUGAAACGGAAAUUAUCAUGUUUCUUAAUUUUCUCAAAAAAUUCAAUGAUAUGGGAAAGACAUGGAAUCGUUCGAAGUGUCCCCUUCCCAAUUGGAAUAGCUUAAAUUUUGUGUUUAAAUCGGAGGGAAGUUCCCACGAUUAUGAACCUUCUGCUGAUGCGGAUGAAAUGGCUGACACGGAUCGGGACAAACAAGACAGCUUUUUUCUGCAAAGGAAAACAGAAUCUUGCGACAGGACAGUAGACAGUGUAAACAAAAUGGUGACACAUCUAGCAGAUAAAAUUACAAAAUUGCUGUUCUUCCAAAAAGAAUCACCAAAAUUGAAUUCGUCACGAAAAAGUGAAAAAAAACCAAUAAAUGAACCCAUUUUUGGCAUGAACACAAGCAGGUAUUAUCCACACAUUAGCCAAUUUUCGAGAAGAACAUAUCCAAUUAAUGUGUACUUUAUGGCAUAUGAAAACAUUUCAUCAAAUUACAUAAAUGAAGAAUCUACAAGAGAGACAUUACUUAAUUACUUAACUGAGCUUGUACAGCAUGAAAGGAGAAAAUUAAAUGAAGAAAAUUUCUUUUUCAUUAUUUCUUCUCUCUUGAAAAACAGGAACCUCGACCAUGAUAUUUACUUCCUGUAUAAUGAAUAUUUAAAAUCAAAUGCGAGAAAAGUACAAAUGAAGUAUGUCUUUUUUGUGUUGAAGCGAAUUUUUGAGGAAUUUGACCAGGUUAAGAAGUUUAGAAAACAUGCUUCUGCCCCUAGCUGCAUCCAUAUGGAAGCAAAGAAGAAUGAAAAGGAAAUGUAUAGUGACGGAUACCCACUGUUGAAUAUCAUAAGAACAUCUUGUAAUCUGAUACUAUGCGAUAAAAGGUACCAACAAAAUUUCAGUUUUUUAAAAGAAAUUUUACACGUAUAUUUUGAGAAAUAUCCAAACUUAGGUGAUAUUAUACCCGAAGUUAACAUGUUCGUGUUAACCCACUUUAACACUUUUGUUAAUUGUAAAGAGAAAUUAAAUGAAAAUGAACUCGUCAGGAUCAUUUACAAUAUAUCUAGCUUUUACUACACUAUUAAUAGAUAUUCAUAUGAAACAAACAAAAAAUUAUACCUUAUUAAUACUAGUAUAGAUGAAAAAAAAGAAACAUUAAAAAUUGGAAAAGAUGCAUGCAAACACAUGGGAAACACAGUAUUUAUAGCAGACAGAGUAGAAGACGUAGAUAGGGAACCCAUAAACAUACAAGUACCACUAUUACCAUUGUCUUCAACUCAGAAUCUAACUCCUUCAUCAGAAUCGUCAUACAACUUGACUCUCCUCCCUGGAUUGCAAACUUCUUCUUCGUCGUCUUCUCCACUUUCACAGCAUAACAUCCUCCAGAAAGAAACAAAACAAACGCAAAUAAAACAUAGAUGUGCUGAUAAUUACGAUUCACAUGGGAAUAGACAACAUGACAAUUUCCCGAAUUGGGAAAAAAAUAUCAUAAACUACAAUGAGCAUAACAUAAAAAAUAAACUAAUAAAACAGCUAAAUUGUCUCUUAGAUACAUUAUACAGUGAAAAAAUAAAACGUGGAAUUAAGGACCAUAUAAAAUUAACAUCUAGUAAUAUUAUACAUGUGCUUAUUUCUUUGAAGAAUGCCAAAAUACGCCAUACGGGAUUAAUUCAUGUUCUAUCGAAAUGGUACAUUUCAUAUAUUUUUUCUUCUAAAAAAAACGAGGAUCCUAAAUUAGAACUACAGAUUAGGUUCUUUAACAGUGUCGUGUUUUUGGAUUCUUUAGAAGAAAUCAAUAAGAUCUUUCAACAGAUGGAUCCUUGCCAGCUUACUGUACCUGAUCAGCCUCAAACGGAGCAGCAACAAAUUGAACACCCAUGUGAGACUCAUGAAAAGAAGAAAUUGAUACAUGUUUUCUAUGCACACUUUAUACAACUCCCCAUACAAGCCUUGUACACACCAAACAUAACAAGUUAUCUUCUCAAUUUCAUCUCCAUCGUGGAUUAUAUGCCUAUGGAACAUCAGAGACGAGGUUGUUGGAAGGUAAUCAUUUGGAUCCAUGAAUUGGUUAAAAUUUUCUUUCCUUAUAAAGUUGUGGAUUCUAAAUGUCUUGCUCAUUUCAGCAGAAAUGUUGCUAAAUGCAGUAAUAAAUACACGUCCAACUAUUCUCCCAUAACCCAUCUUGACAAAAGAAAUAUCUUUUUCCUUCUAACACUGCUGCCACUGGGAAAGUACCCGAACGUACACGUUUCAUCAUUCCCUCUCGAUUUCCUCAAGCGGUUUUACAACAAUUUCAUUCGAAGUGAUUUGUCCUAUCUGAAUAAUUCAAGGGUUAGAUCUUCCUCCACUCAUCAAAGCAUUUACGAAUUUGUACACACAUUUUUAAAGAAAGAACUAACCGAUUAUGACAUUUACAACGAAACACAGGUUCUCUUCUACAAGGUUGACAUAGUCAUCCGUACAAGAGGUAAUACCACCCGUUCCUCGUGCUUCAAUUUUAGCCAUUUCGAUUCACACUCAAAGACGUGCUGA
Molecule: messenger RNA, 4962 nt
Organism: Plasmodium gonderi
Lineage: Eukaryota; Apicomplexa; Aconoidasida; Haemosporida; Plasmodiidae
Exons: 1
Coding region: 1-4962 (1653 amino acids)
Source: RefSeq, a predicted model, not a curated record